AUGGCCGACCUGGAGCUAAUGAAUAUUCUUGUAGUGGGUGGGAACGCUGUCUCGGCUUUCCUGUCGUGGAGGCUACAGGCAACCAAUGCCUGUGAUGUGACUCUUGUUUGGAAGUCCGGCUACGAGCAUGUCGCACAAUAUGGCAUCUCCUUCAAGUCCGCAGUUUUUGGCAACGAGCGAUUUAAACCCCGUCGAGUGGUCAGAUCACCAGAAGAGGCAUUAAGCCGUAAAGAAGGAUCCUUCGAUUAUGUUGUUCUCUGCGUAAAAGCUCUGCCCGACAUAUACGACCUGGCCUCCGUCAUCGAUUCCGUUGUUGUUCCUAAUCACACCUGCAUCCUGAUCAAUACCACCAACACGAUCGGUCUUGAGGCAGCCAUCGAGGAGAGAUACCCGACAAAUGUUGUCCUGUCUCUCGUGGCCGGUGCUGAUCUGGCGCAACUCGGCCAGAGUGAGUUCGAACACAAGGGGUCGACCGAACUGUGGGUUGGACCGGCCAAGAGGAACUCCACCAUUCCGGCGACGAUACAGGACGACAUGGCCUCAGCUCUUGCUAUCACGCUCAGCUCUGGCCAGGUCGACGCCAAGGUGUCACCCAACAUCCGGCAGCACCAAUAUGAACGUGUCAUAGGUCCCAUUGCCUUUCAUCCCGCCAGCGUUAUAUUCGAGACGGCAAACUACUCGGAGCUGCUCGCGAAGCCUGCAGUGAAAACCCUCGUGUCUGGCGUAAUUGAUGAGCUGCUGGAGUUAGCUGCCGCGCAAGGCUGCAAUUUUGACACAGGCUACAAGGAAAAGGUUAUGGACGAGAUGACGAGGCAGGCUGGCACGGAGAGCGUCAUGUGGCAAGACUUCCAGUCUAGGAGACCCAUGGAGGUCGAGUCCUUCCUCGGCUCGCCCGUGAAGCUCGCGCAAGAAGCCAACGUCAGCCUGCCCCGUAUCGAGACGCUGUACGCCAUGCUCCACCACCUGAAUGUCGUCAACCGGAACAGGCCGAGGAUAGACGUUACUGCUGCGGCAGCAGGGCCUCCACCGCCGUCCAGCUCACCAACGUCGAUGGCCAUGCCGUCUCCCGCAGCCCGCAUGUCCAUGUCACAGGCUCCUCGCCCUAUGCCGCCCAAUGGUAUGCCCAACGGAAACGGAAUGCCGCGACGACCCAGGGGUCCCUCACAGAUGGGACCCCCUCUUGGAAUGCGCCGUCCUUCAUCCAACACCGGCCCGCAGCCGAACGGCUAUGGUCGCCCUCCGAUGAACGGCAUCCAGAAUGGAUCCCAUACCCGUCAGCAGCCGUCCAGACGAGGCUCGAUAGACGAAGGUUUGCAGGAGGAGUUCGGCCACCUGGGCUUCUACGACGAUGAGAUACCCGAGGGCGGCGAGCCCAUCACCCCCGACCAGCUGGCGAUCAGGGAGCGCGAGCUUCAGUUACGACAGCGCGACCUGGCACUGCGGGACCAGGAGAUGAGGAUGAGAGGCCCCCCGGGAAGAGGCAUGAUGGGACCGCCACCACCCGGAAUGAGGCGUGGGCCGCCCCCUCCCAGAGGCCCUGUCUACGAUGAUGACGACGACGAGGACUAUUUUGAUCCCAACCUUGGACCGCCUGUGCCUAUGAUCGACCCAGACAACUUUGACAUGAUGAGUGUCACGUCCAGGAAAAAUCGGCACACACCAAAGCCUUCGGCUUCGCAAUUUCGCAAGAACCCAGAAGCCGACUCGAUGCCAGGCAGGUCCAGCCGCUUUAGGCCCAACUUCGCCAGUCGCAACCGCUCGAGCCAGAUGGGUACCCAAACCCCUAAUCUUGGCAGCAACAUUCUAGAUGACCCGAUGAUGAAGUUCACCGACAACAGAUACGGCCAUGUUGACCGAAGUGCAAUGCAGGCGGAAUCGCGAGCGAACUCCAUGACCUCGCAGGCGGGCAACUGGCAGAACGGGUUGAACGGACCGCCGAACGGGCCGCCGAACGGAAUGUUCCAGCGGAGGGCGAGCCAAUCACCAGGUUAUGCUCCGUCUAUGAGAGGAGGAAAUGGCCGGCCGUCCCCGCCCAACGGAUAUGGGCCACCAGGCAUGAACGGACGACCGUCGCCACCCAACGGUGUCCGCCAGCCUGUGCCCCAGUAUCCACCAGGGCAUGGCAACGCAGUCGCGCCACAACAAGUUGAACAGCACGCUGGGGUGAGCAACCUUCAUCCGCCCUCCAAGGGCCAAAAUGUCCCAAGUCUGACCGGAAGUGCGAGCGCCAGCGCGGGCAGUGGUGAAUCCACUAAUCUCGAUACACCAUCUGCGCACAGCAGCCAGAGCAGCCUC
Molecule: messenger RNA, 2295 nt
Organism: Cryphonectria parasitica EP155
Lineage: Eukaryota; Fungi; Ascomycota; Sordariomycetes; Diaporthales; Cryphonectriaceae
Exons: 4
Cellular component (GO): cytoplasm
Molecular function (GO): oxidoreductase activity
Source: RefSeq, a predicted model, not a curated record